GUGCAUGUCUUUCUUUGAGACACGUCCAUCCAUUGGACCAUGGCCGCGGCGGAGCAGCGGGUGGAGGUUGACAGCGAAGACAUCGAGAGCACAGACUUUGGAUCAACCUGCAGCGACCGCAGAGUCUAUUUGAAAGAAACGCUCCAUUUUCUACGCUUGACGUGGCCUUUGCUGCUUGGAAACACCUUGGAAUGGUACGAGUUUGGCGUCUACAGCUAUGUGGAACAUGAGAUUGCGGAGAAUUUCUUCGAAGGUUCUUCGUUGGGAGCAUGGCUCGGCUACGCAGUCACCUUCAUUGCAAGGCCAUUGGGAGGCAUCAUUUUGGGCAUCAUCGCUGACCAUUAUGGUCGCAAACUCUCAGUGAACCUGUCAUUGGGUGGGAUGAUCGUGGCGACUGUUGCUCAAGGAUGCCUCCCAGGAAAGUAUUUCGGAGGCAAAUUCCAAGGUCUAGGUUUUGGACUAUUGAUGAUCUUCAGAGCGCUACAAGGCCUCUCUGCUGGUGGUGAGAUUGGUGCAGUGACAGCAUACCUCAUGGAAGUGUCACCAGUGCAAACCCUUGGCAUGGCAGUGUGCAUGAUUUCCAUUGGUAGCCAGACCGCGUGGGCCUUUGCUAGCGCACUGUUGGCAGUGCUCAAUCAGGCCUUGGGUUCUGAGGCGAUGUUAGUGUGGGGCUGGCGGAUCCCCUUCCUGUUCUCGGCCUUGCCGGGUGCGCUGGCGAUGUGGGGCAGAAACAGGAUUCAGGAAACCGACGUGUUUUUGUCGGAGGUGAGAAACGAUGAGGGUCACAAGCAGCAGCACGUGUGCAAGAGCAUCAUGGAGCUACUGAUCCACUAUCCUGUUGUGCUAUUGAUUGGCAUUUUAGGUGUUUGUUGCGCCGCCACGAUGUGGUUUGCACCUCCGUUUUGGUCCAUCAAUGCGGUGCUGGGGCAUCUGGCUGCUUCGGACGCUCUGUGGGUUGGCCUUUGCUGUCAACUGGUUGGUCUGGCCGUGACACCCGUAGCCGGCUGGUUCACUGAUCUUUAUGGUGUUGCAAUGACAACCUGUGUGGGGGCGAUGUACACCACUCUGGUAGGAUUUCCCGCCUAUCUGAUGUUGGUCGUAGAUUCCAGCCGUGCAACUGCCUAUCUCGGCGUUGGUCUCUUCUUUGGCAUUGCCCAGGGAUUCAACGGCGCGACCAUCUACUUGUUCUGUGCGGAACUCUUCCCUGCUCGUCUCCGUUGUCAAGGGAUAGCACUCAGCUACAACAUUGGCAUGAGCUUCCUGGGUGGUUUCGCAGCGGCGAUCUCACAAGCUUUCUAUCAGUUGGACGACUUAUUCCCAGGUAUCUACUGGACCUGCACGGGCAUUGUGACUGUAGUCACUAUCUUUGUGGCCUUGAGUCUAUAUGAUCGCGACUGGGUGAAGCUGACGCAUAGGCGAAGUGAACCAUAUUUUGGCAAAUCAAUCAUGCCGACCAUACCGACCAUGCCGCCCCCACGUCUGAAGAUGCGUGGAAGAUCGUAGGAGCCAAGCCAAUGGCCCCGGCAAAGGGGGGCAUUCUCUGCAUGACAGCACGGUGCCUCCCUUUCAAUCGAUGAUAUUUCAAUCAGUGCAGCAGCCGCAGCACGUGAUGCAACGGUCCUUCUGGGUCAAUGUACAGAACCCAUGUAAACCGGAGAUCAAGAUGAUCCAACAUAUAAAGUUGUACAGAUUGUAAAGUGAGAAGCAUGACUCAUGACUCCCGCCCUGUCAAUGGCCUGAGAACCGACCGGCAUGGAACUUCAACACCUGGCAGUUGUGACCAGUGUCCAGAUUUGCUCAUGACUUG
Molecule: messenger RNA, 1807 nt
Organism: Cladocopium goreaui
Lineage: Eukaryota; Dinophyceae; Suessiales; Symbiodiniaceae
Source: the annotation of a GenBank genome assembly